This is a messenger RNA of Debaryomyces fabryi, 2943 nucleotides long. RefSeq lists its product as uncharacterized. Gene Ontology annotation, molecular function: DNA binding; zinc ion binding. Lineage: Eukaryota; Fungi; Ascomycota; Pichiomycetes; Serinales; Debaryomycetaceae. Gene Ontology annotation, biological process: DNA-templated transcription. Bases 1 to 2943 code for a protein of 980 amino acids. The transcript has a single exon. The record is from RefSeq and is a predicted model, not a curated record.
AUGGCCAUAAAGUCUAAUAAAAGUUUUUACUGUUCUAUAUGCAAAGCAAACUUCACUAGAAAGGAACAUUUGGAUCGCCACCUUAGAUCACAUAAUGAUGAAAAGCCUUUUGUAUGCUCCAACUGUGGCAAAGGUUUCGGACGGAAAGACUUACUAACAAGGCACAACAAAUGUGGUUCUUGUCUGAAGAGUAGUCAGCAAAUACCUUCAUCUAUUAAGAACGGAUUACAAACACCGAAAAAAGUCCAGCGGUGCCAGUCGGCAUGCCAAGCAUGUAUAAAUUCGAAAUGUAGGUGUGUUAAGUCAAAUGAUGAUAUCGACUCUUGUGAUAGAUGUACAAAGCGAAACAUACUCUGUGUUUCAAGAAAAGUUAAGAAGUCAAAUUCUCAAAAUAAAACUGAAGUUCCACUCUCUGAAGCCGCCGAUGAAGAUAAUCAGGACAAAGAUUUUGAAUACGUAGCAGGAGCCGAGACUCUAUUAAAAUUGUCAAACUCAAGAAGCAUUCCAAAUAAAGCACUGGUUAUAAAGGAUGCAAAUUUCACACAAGCAACAAAAAGCAUCAAUUUAACAUAUCCAUCUAACCCUGCGAACUCGAUUAUGGGUAACGGGUCAGGAAAUAUUAAGAAAAUACUGGAAACUUCGCCACUAUGUAUUAACGCUAUUCUUUCUCCUGCAGAAACUUUCUUUGAAAAUAGCAAUAUUACUUCAGAACAACUGGAACGUCAAAAUACAUUCAUGAACAACCCAACUUCUAGAAUUACUAGCAUAUUUUCAAUAUCCCCGGGGGCUGACAAAUCUUCUUUGGGAUCGAGCAUAAAUCAAAAUAAGCUGAUGGAAAAUUCUAAUACUUCUAACAAGCAAGAUGACGAUCUAUUUUCAGAAGAGACUACUAUUACUAAAGAUGCGAUAUUUCCAAACGGUUCCAAUUUUCUCGAACAUUCAUAUGAUCAGACAGCGAAUGCGAAUUUGCCUGAAUGUAAUGAACAAGAGCAUUCAAAAAUACAAAAAGCACCAGCUGGUAUUGAUGAAGAAACUACUGCAAAUGAAAAAAAUAGUAAUAAAGCGGAUCAAAGCGAACAACAGGAAGAUAUUAAUGCAUCUAAUAUCACGCAAGCCUUUUCUUAUUACGGGAAUGAACAAACUGAUCAUGUAUCAGAUACUUCCCCUGGCUUAGAUUUAAUUAACAAAUUUGAUUUCAAUGGUGUGCUGAAUUCAAUUCGAGACAUAUUGCAAGCAGUGGAUGAUAAAGGUGACUCUUUUUCAGAUAUUUUAGACAACUGGAUUUAUGAGCAAAAAGUGAAUAACGGUGAUGAUACUAAUUUAGAGAUGUUUUUUAAUUAUGAUGACCUUGAAUUUAGUAUUCCAGAUAACAUUUUUCUUUCCAAUGGGAAUGAUAAAAACGAUUAUAUUGAUAAUAAUGGCGGGUCUUCUAAGAGUCCUUAUAACUUAGGUGAUAACGAAAGGAGAGAGGCAAGGGGCUCAGUGUUUUCUGAUUCAUCAAUAAUUUGGAAAUCUCCGCGACAUGAUAGCUCUUCGAAAGAUGUAAGGCCAUUUACAGAUAGGAGAGAUAAGAUUCUCGAUUAUUCCAGUGUUACGAUAGAUCAAAGCUCAGAUUUAUUCAAAAGAUUUGAAAUCCUUCCCGAAACAAGAGAUGCCAUAUUAAUUAUGUUAAGUGAAACUCAUCAGAUGCAAUUUUGGAGGGAUGGUGCCAUUGUACAUCUUCCUUCGGUUGAUAAGUUAACGGUACUCAUAAUUAAUUAUUUUCAAUAUUUUCAGACCCGCUACCAGAUUAUACACAUGCCAAGUUUCAAUCCCAAUUCAAUCCCAAUAGUUUUGUUGAUAACAAUCUUAGGCACUGGAUCUUUUUUUUGUGGAAUAGAAAAUGAAACUAUGAAAAAAACAGGGAGAUAUUUACUAGAGAUAUCCCGAAGAAGACUCAUACUUGAAUUUGAAGAGAAUAAUUCCAAAAUUCGCCACAUUGAGCUUCAUCAAGCUAGCUUGAUAAAUUACAUUUGUGGAUCUUGGUCGGGAAUUGAUAGAAAUGUAGAAAUUGCUGCGAGUUUUACAUCAACAAUUGUAACAAUGAUCAGGAGAGGUGAAUUAUUCAAAAGAUAUACAUACAAGACUCUUCAAUCUAUUGUAGAGGAUCCAAAACAUUCCACUGUUGAAACAAAAUGGCAGGCUUGGAUUGAAAUGGAAUCUAAAAAGAUGUUAGUCUUUGUAAUGUUUUUUUGGAGUGCUCAGUUUUCGUUAUUAAGUAAUAAUCCAUACUAUAUUACAUAUGCUGAGUUAGAACUCCCAUUGCCUCAUUUAGAAUCGUUGUGGAAGGCUUCAACUGCAGAUGAGUGGUUCAAGGUAGUGAAGAUCAUAAAGAAUAAGAAUUCGCAACAUUAUUCUCAAAAUAUGUCAUUCCAACUGUUAAUCGGCUCUGUUUUGUCCUCUAUUUACUCUCCUGCUAAGAGUGUUUCACCAAAGUACAUUCCUGAUAUUAUUAUUGGAAGUUUAAUUUCAACAGUGAAACAUUUCAUUUCAGAAAUUAAUGACAGACUGAGUUUCACGAAUUGCAUUCCAGGAAUGACUGAUAACAAGAAGAGGAAAAGGCACCUGUUAUCACUAGAUGCCACAUUUCAUCUUUCCUAUUUAACAAAUAGAAAAGCCGAGAUUGAAACCAUGUUAGAAAGUUUAGAAAGUUUUAUCUCAAAUAAUUCUUAUAAUGACAAGGUUGUAUUUAAACUUGAGAUUGAAUAUUCUUUUAUUUGCCUUCAUUCUUGCGUUAAAGAUUGCAUGAAAUUUGCCGGCGUUGAUGGUGAAUACGAAUCAAGACAAACUCUACCUCGGUUAAUUCAAUGGUUUAAACGGGAUUCUGCAAGAAUUACAAGUUGGCACUGUGCCCAGAUUUUGAGACUUGCUAAUUCUGCUAUAACUAAAAAGAUUUGUAAGUAA